AUGGCAGCGGGGGAAGAUGGACGUGGCGCGGCCGUGCCCGAACGGAGCCUUUCCGGGACCUCCCACGCCCGCCCGCUCGAGAGGACUCGAUCGCAAAACGGAUACGGCGUCGACGACGACAGUGACCCUGCCCCUGGCGACGGCGGGGAGGAGCGCAAGGAACCGGCCUUGCUGGGGCCUGCCAAAGAUCCGUACGAGGUUGCUUGGGACGGCGGCGACGACGACCCCCUCUGUCCGAGGAGCUUCUCCCGGGGCCGCAAGUGGUUGAUCACCUUGAUUGUUUCGCACGUUAGCUUGUGUGUGACUUGCGCCUCGUCCAUUUACACGUCGACGUACACGAAGAUGGAGUCCGAGUUCCACAACUCCCGCAUCGUAUCUGUCCUCGGCCUGUCGACCUUCGUCCUCGGCAUCGCCUUGGGCCCCAUGUUUCUCGGGCCCCUUAGUGAGUUCUACGGCCGGAGACCCAUCUACCUCGUCUCGUGGACCACGUACGUCGUCUUCCUGGUCCCGCAGGCCGUCGCUAAAAACGUCGCCACGGUGAUCGUGUUCCGCUUCCUCGACGGCUUGACAGGAAGCGCCUUCUUGGCUGUUUCUGGAGGCACCGUGAGCGACUUGUUCGCGAGGCACGAGUUGCAGGCCCCCAUGGCCCUGUUUUCCGUUUCGCCCUUUGUAGGGCCCAGCAUUGGCCCUUUGCUGGGUGGCUUCAUCAACUAUAAUGUUGACUGGAGGUGGACUUACUAUGUGCUGCUGGUGUGGUCCGGCCUUGUCUGGGUCGCGCUUGUCUUGUUCGUGCCCGAGACUUAUCGCACACAUGAAGAGGUUGCACGGGCUGUUCGUGGGGCACCGUGGUCUCAGUUCGGUUCGUCAGUCAUCACCAUGCGGUUGCUCAUGUUUGUCUCAGACAAGGAAUAUCGAGCACUGACCUUGUCUCUCUCUCUUCUCACCUUGACAGAUCCCAUCUUACUGCGAAGCAAGGCCAAGAAGCUGCGUCAGGAUACCGGCGACGAAAGGUGGCUGGCUCCCAUGGAAAAGGCGCACAAGUCGGUCGUGCGGUCUGUUGGCCGCUCCCUGCAGCGACCCUUUGAGCUGCUCAUCUUUGAACCCAUGUGUCUCAACCUCUGCCUCUACGCCGCACUUCUACUGGGCAUCUUGUACCUGUUCUUUGGCGCAUUUCCACUCGUGUUUGGCACCAAUCACGGUUUCAACACCUGGCAGAUUGGCCUGUCUUUCAUGGGCAUCUUCGCAGGCAUGAUCCUGGGCAUCAUGACCGAUCCCGUGUGGCAUCGUGUCCGUACCCGCCUGGUUCAGAGGCUCGAAGCAGAGACGGGCGUCUCAGGUGCCAGCGAGCCCGAGUUUCGACUUCCACCAGCCGUCUUGGGGGCGUUUCUCGUCCCAGCUGGCAUCUUCAUGUUUGGAUGGUCUACAUAUCCGUGGGUGCACUGGAUGGUGCCCAUCAUUGGAUCGUGUAUCUUCGCGAUUGGAAACGUGUUGCUCUUCACUGGUAUCUUUACCUUCCUCCCCUGCCCGAUCGGCUGGACCCUGGCUGAUGCGACUUUCUUGCUGCUGAUUCAGGUCGAUGCGUAUCCGCUGUAUGCUGCAAGUGCACUGGCUGCCAACGCCUUUGUGCGAUGUAUAUUCGCAGCGGCGUUUCCUCUGUUUGGUAUUCAAAUGUACGACAAACUUGGCUUCCAAUGGGCAUCCUCGCUGUUGGCUUUCUUGAUGGUGGCCAUGGUGCCGUUUCCGUACAUCUUCUUCCGCUACGGCAAGAAGAUACGAAGCAAGAGCAGAUAUGCCAAGUCGUGA
Molecule: messenger RNA, 1803 nt
Organism: Metarhizium album ARSEF 1941
Lineage: Eukaryota; Fungi; Ascomycota; Sordariomycetes; Hypocreales; Clavicipitaceae
Product: Major facilitator superfamily domain, general substrate transporter
Exons: 6
Coding region: 1-1803 (600 amino acids)
Biological process (GO): transmembrane transport
Cellular component (GO): membrane
Molecular function (GO): transmembrane transporter activity
Source: RefSeq, a predicted model, not a curated record